Bursaphelenchus xylophilus (pine wood nematode) is the source of this 1110-nucleotide messenger RNA. The record is from the annotation of a GenBank genome assembly. NCBI's taxonomy places the organism in Eukaryota, Metazoa, Nematoda, Chromadorea, Rhabditida, Aphelenchoididae.
AUGUUCAACAAAGCUCACGCUAUCACCAAACUGGUCGCUUCUUGCGUUCGAGUGGCCGAGGCAGCUGGAAAUGUGAUUAAGGUAUUGUUUACCCGCAUUUUUUGUUUUUAGGUAUACAUAUUUGAUAAAAUAUGUUUUUUGCAGAAAGUGACUGCUUCUGCAGACCUAAAGAUUGUGGACAAAGGUACUGGUGGACAGGCGGAUAUUCAGACCGAAGCUGAUCGCUCGGCUCAGUAUUGUAUCGAGAAGUCGCUUCAAACGAAAUUCAACAACAAGCUAACCAUCAUCGGAGAAGAACAAAACACCACUGCAGUCGACGACUUGGAACUCGGAAUCUGUCCGGAUGUAUUAGAAUAUGACAGUAAAGUGUGUGAGGAAUUUCAAAAAGCAAAUAUUGAGGACGUGGUUAUCUGGGUUGAUCCUCUAGACGGGACAUCUGAAUUUGCCAAGGCCGUCAAAACAAUGUCGAGUAAGUUUCGGCUUUAUUUGCGAUCUCUGUUUUUAGAAGACCUAGAGCAAGUCACGGUUCUGAUUGGCAUAGCUUACCAAGAGCGCUCCAUUGCCGGUGUUAUCCAUCAACCGUUCUACCCAGGACACGAAAACGGCCGAACAAUUUGGGCGAUUGCUGGAAUUGGAACCUUUGGAUUGCAGGUAAUGAAGCGUAAGUUAGAUUGGAGUCCUUAUUUACCCGUAUUUCAAUUUCCAGCUACCGAAAACAAAGUUGUUGUCACAACAAAAAGCCAUCUUACUCCUCAAGUUACCCGUGCCCUGGAUUCUUUGAAAAAUGCCAAACUGGUUCAGGAUGUUGAGCAGGUCGGAGGAGCUGGCUUCAAGGUCCUGCGAUGUUUGGAAGGAGCGACAGCCUAUGUAUUCGCCAGCGACGGGUGCAAGAAAUGGGACACGUGUGCCCCGGAGGCGGUUCUGAAAUCCGCGCACGGGAGAUUAACGGAUAUCACUGGCCGAGAUAUCCUCUACGGUGAACAUGUUCAACACAGAAACACUGGUGGAGUGUUAGCCACGGCUCCACGUCUUGACCACGAAGCAUUCGUCGAUGCGAUCCCGGAGGACAUUAAAAUCCAACUGCCUGAGAAGUUAAUAUCACAUAUUUAA